UGUACCAAACUUUGAUGAAGCAAAGAGCAUCCAGUGUGGAGGAGUCAUCAUGUCUCUGUCGGUGCUGUUUGGUGCUCUGAGGACCAGAGAGCUGCGAGAGCUGCUGGAAGAUGAAGACAAAAUAAAUCACUUCGUCAGGUGCAGUGUCAAGUUUCAGGGGCUGCAGAGCGAUGCAGAGAAGAUGCUGGUUUCAAAUAAAACAUUAGCCAAACUCGGUCUUUCUCAAAAACCUAAAUUUAGAGAUGCUAAAUUGCUCCUUGCAGUGAAGUACAAGGAACUGGAAAACAUAAGAAGCAUCAUCCAGGCCAAACAAGAACAACUUGCAGAAAAAUUCAGUGUUCAUCGUGCACAGUGGAGUCUCCUAAAGAAGAUAAAUAAUGCAGAGGAGGAGUGUGAGGUGCUGUUUCAGAGGUUUGCAGAGGGGAAGACUCCACUGGCAGAUUUCCUGGCUUUCUUUCUCGGCUCGCAGAAACUCCAACACAUCAGGAUGGUCCUGGUGAAGAAAAUGCAGAAAAUGAUUGAAUUUGAAUCAACACAAAGGCUUUGUGAGAUUCCCCCUGACACUCAUAACGCCUGCCUCCCAGUCUGCAGUCUAACCACAGCUGUCGUCUUACCUGCCUGCUGCCACCCUCCAUUCCUGCUGCCCUGCGGUGUCCACGUGAACACUGCUCACUGUUUACAGCAUUUACCAUUUUGUCAUGAUUACAAUGAGUCCCUACGUCCAGCAGUGUACGGACGAGGCCACAAAUGGUCAGCAAGACCCGUCCGUCUCCAGCCUCUGAAGGUGCAGCAGAGGAGGCAUCAACAUGCUCCACAAUAAAGUCUAAUCCAGCCUCA
Molecule: messenger RNA, 837 nt
Organism: Cottoperca gobio
Lineage: Eukaryota; Metazoa; Chordata; Actinopteri; Perciformes; Bovichtidae
Product: vacuolar protein sorting-associated protein 37D-like
Exons: 4
Coding region: 50-820 (256 amino acids)
Biological process (GO): ubiquitin-dependent protein catabolic process via the multivesicular body sorting pathway; protein targeting to membrane; protein targeting to vacuole
Cellular component (GO): ESCRT I complex
Source: RefSeq, a predicted model, not a curated record